ACCAGAGUCCGCGGAGCGCGCAGUAUGGAUCCGUUACGCAUUACGCACUGUGGCGUCCUGUCUGGCACAGAUGGUUCUCUGACCGGUGCGAAGACAUCAGCUCUGAAAAGCAGGCGCCGCGGUGACAUGCAGUAAAAACGAAAGUCCAAGGUCUCAGUUUGUCUCUUGUCUUAAUGUAGAAGAGCGGGACACGAGUGGUUUUUGGACACUUUUUUUUUCGCUCCGCUCCGACGCACAAACACACUUCUUUUUUUGGGGACGUAUUAUUUUCUAACGGGAUAUCGUCUCCGUUUGUGAGUGUUUACUAUAUGUGGAUACUUACUCGGGACCAUGGGAGACUCCGUGUUCCUUGACAGGCAAAAUUCCUAUCUUGGUGAUUUCACCUGGAGCAGCCUGUCAGGGCGGAGCGUGCGCCUGACGCCAGUCGCCAUCCAGAGCCUCUCGGAGCUGGAGAGGGCCAGGCUGCAGGAGGUGGCCUACACCCGUUUGCACCAGGACUACGACCUGGGAUGUCAGAUAACCAUGCCAAAAGAUGGACAGAAGAGGAAAAAGUCGCUGAGGAGGAAGUUGGACUCUCUAGCAAAGGAGAAGAGUAAAGACAAAGAAUGCAUACCCCAGGCCUUCAGCAUCCCGCUCUCCCAGGUCAUCGCCAAUGACAGGACGCACAGGCAGCGUCAGGACAGCUAUCGUCAGGACCAUCCACAGCGGGAGGAACACAAGGACUCCUCCGAUCUCGUCUCAUCCAUUUUACAGUUUGCCACCAAGCGGCCGUCCAAUAAGGAGCUAUCCAGCAGCAACUCCUCUUUGAGCUCCACGUCGGAGACGGCCAACGAGUCAACGUCGCCCAACACGCCCGAGGCAGCACCGCGGGCGCGCAGGAGGGGAGGCAUGUCAGUGGACUCCAUCACGGACCUGGACGACAACCAGUCCCGCCUGCUCGAGGCCCUGCAGCUCUCUCUGCCGGCCGAGACGCCGAGCAAGAAGGAGAAGCACCGGGACAAAAGGCUGAGCCUCAAUCCCAUCUACCGCCAGGUGCCCAGGGUGGUCGACAGCUGCUGCCAGCACAUCGAAAAAUACGGUCUGCAGACUGUGGGGAUCUUUCGAGUGGGCAGCUCCAAGAAGAGAGUCCGACAGCUACGUGAGGAGUUUGAUCGCGGCGUUGACGUCCCGCUGGACGAGGAGCACAGCAUUCACGACGUGGCUGCUCUGCUGAAGGAGUUCCUCAGGGACAUGCCUGACCCCCUUCUCACCAAGGAGCUCUACACGGCCUUCAUUAACACCACAUUGUUGGAUCCAGAUGAGCAGCAGAAUGUCACUCAGCUACUGGUCUACCUGCUCCCAGCAUGCAACAGUGAUACUCUGCACCGCCUCCUGGAGUUUCUUUCCACCGUGACCGAUCACGCCCACGACCGGCAGGACAAGGACGGGCAGGAGAUCACAGGGAACAAGAUGACGUCGUUGAACCUGGCCACCAUCUUCGGGCCCAACCUCCUCCACAAGCAGAAGAGCUCCGACAAGGAGUUCAGCGUCCAGAGCUCGGCCAGGGCCGAGGAGAGCACGGCCGUCAUCGCCGUGCUGCAGAGGAUGAUCGCCAGCUACCAAACCCUCUUCCUGGUGCCUCCUGAUCUGCAAAAUGAGGUUUUGAUGAGUCUGUUGGAGACUGAUCCAGAUGUGGUGGACUACCUCCUGAGAAGAAAAGCAUCGCAGAGCCCCGACCUGCUGCAGACGGAGGAGCCCUUCGCCCUGAGCGAGCGCCGGUCCUCCAGCGACUCCAACAAGGCCUCCAGCGGCGAGCUGUCCCCUUACGACAACAACUCCCCGGUCCUGAGCGAGCGGAGAGGAGAACCGGGGAGCCCGGGCAGCGAGCAGCUCUUCCGUGUCCCAGAACAGUACACUCUGGUGGGGCAGGUGGCCGGCUGGAGCAGGGAGCCUGGAGCUGACCCUUGGGGGACCAAAGACGCCGUAUCAGAGGAGCAUGCUAACAUUUGGGGGACGUGGCACACGACUCUGAAACCAAUACUCAAGGACCAACCGUACGCAGGUUCCCAUGGCAACAUGUCAGAGGGAAGCUCGCGCAGCUCACAGGAAGGUCUCGACGGACUCCAUGGCGACGGCAGGCAGCAGGCAACGCUGCAACGGACUCAGACGGCGCCUGGCGUCCCCGAGUGCAGGCCGCACCCCCCGGUCACCAGGGUGUGUACCAGCCCACACGUGGAUGCGGGACAACCACGCCUGCAGCUCAGCGCCAACCCCUCUGUGAAGCCACACCCUAACAGCACGCACGGUCCACAUAGAGCAGGCGGGCACGGACUAAACCCGACCUCCAGACCUCAAGGCGGGGCGAACACUGGCGACAGUGGCCCUGCUAUGCUCAACGACGGCCACUGCCCUCCCCCUUACAACGCCCACCAUCGACUGGCCGGUUCGCAAAGUUCACCUCAGCUCGCGGCAGCUCAGCGGCCCCCCGUGCAGCACGGGAGGCUGACUGCAGCGCAGAGCAACUCGGCCUCGACGACAGAGGCCCAGAUGGCGCCGCACAGCCCGGAGUGGCAGGACUGGCAGAGGGACCGGUGGCAGAUCUGGCAGCUGCUGUCCUCAGACAAUGCCGACGCGCUGCCUGAAACGCUGGUGUGAUCUCAGACCACGAACUCCAGCUUAAUCCCUGUGGAGUAUCUGCUCUGCUCGCCAACCAAUGGCACCCCUCCAACGACAAUCGAUCCUUUUCCCGACCUUCAUGGUUUCUCCCAGCCUGCCUUUCAUCCAUGGAUUCCAUCCUGUCUAUGAACCUUCUGCUUCUCCUGCAGCUUUAGCGCCAUCGGCGUUGUUGUUUACGUGCUCAGCUGCUGCCUUAUACAGACUUUUACAUCCAAGAGCCACUAGAAUCAUUUAGUAAGGAUGUUGCUUCUGUUUCUGGCCCGUAUGUUUCGUCUGUUAAAAAAAAAAUGUCCACAAGAAAUACCUCAAAAACUAUCAUUUCACAACUCUCCAGAAUGUUAUCAUGACUAAUUUUCCACUCAGAACGAUGUCCAGUCUUCAAAUCUCAAUGGAUAAUAGGAAAACAUUUGUUUUCACGUCAUCGUUUGACUUUGUUUUUUCAUCUUUUUCAGCAUACAGACACUAAGAUGUACAUAUUAGGAAUUGCUGCUAAGUGUAGAAUCUGUGUGUGCGUGCUGGUAAUGUAGUGCAGCCAAAAAGAUUGAAUGUUGAAUCACUUUUCAAUGUCAAAUUAUGUUCGGCUGUAUAUAUACAAACUGUUGACGAACAUACAUAAACCAUACAUAUAUAUAUACUGUAUAUAUAUGUGUGUGUGUGUAAAUUGACAUGUAAAGUAUAUAAUUACUCAAAGUAAGUCAGCCCUUUAACUGGCAGUCCAAGUGUUGGCGUUGGUCAGACUGCUGUUGUCUGUCUUUAAUCCUGAAUGUAUAAUACUUCACUUAUGGCUUCGACCUAAUUACAAAGCACUCAGCUGUAAGUUUGCUUGUAUGCUCUCUCGCCACCUGCUGCCCUGCAGGGACAACGUGCCAAAGUCUCCUCUUUACUUCGACGUAUUUAUCGUGCAGUUGCAUUCGUUUCAUGCGGAGCUUGCGACAGUUUCAGAGCGAGGGGGCUCAUUUGAAGACACACAUUUCAUCGCCAGGAAGGUGUGAGGACCAUAUUUCAGACUAUUCAUAAAGCGACCCAACCAUGAUGCAUGGACAUAAAUUAAGAUAAAGAAAGAUAAUGUGUCAGAAAUGUAUCAAAAUUUGACGUAUUAAAUGUUUUAUCACGUCACAAAUAUUCCAAAUUCUGUCCAUUUGGCUUCCUGAGAUUGUUGAAACACUAAUCAUUUCAGUGUAUGAUUUGACCUAAAUCUGCUUGCAUCAGAGCUAAAUAUGAACAGGAACUUCAUUUCCCAUGUGCAAGGUUCAAAUUCAGUGUAAAUCCUGCUGUGAAUGUCCACUAAACGUAUGAAUUUAGCUAAUGUCCUAGCCUGAUGGUACAAAUCAGCUCUGCAAUGACUGAUCAUGACUUAUGACAACACAAUCCAGCAUAGCAACAGGAACACAUUCACACGUGUGACUCUCUGUCUGAUCCACUUUAACAUGCCCCCCAAGCUGGACUGAAUAUUCCACCUGCACGCAGACCUGUCUGAGAGGCUUCAUCAACUUUUCCAGAAAUAAUCGGAGCUCACAAGAAUUCCAAAUCCAAUCACAGCCAACCUGUGCAAAUGUCACAGUGAAGUGGGUAUUUGCUGGCAAAUAUUUCACAUUUUCUCAAGUUGUGGUAUAAUAGUUGCUCAUUUGAAGCCACCUGAGACACCAAAUGUACAAUUUCCAUCUUGUCUUUCUUUGAAUCCCUUGCAUGCGACCGUGAGAAGGCUCGUGGUAAGGGUGAUGGCGCCAUCUAUUGUCGGACCACGUGCACUAGCAAGUUGCAGUUCAGUUUCCAUGGGACCCGUCUGUGCUCAGCUCAGAAUCAAUUUGCCUGCGAUUGCAAGCACCUUUUGUGAAGGCGUGUAAAUCUGCGUGAGGAAGCGAACGUGCCAUCGGUGUUGCUCUUCAAAGCUGUCGCUCCGUGCAUUGCUCAAGGUUCAUAUUUUGUUACAUUUUUGUAUUACUUUUUUCCUGUCGAGUGUUGUAAUAUAUAAAUACAAUAUAACGAUUUUUAUUCAAGGGGGGGGAAAAGAAAAAGAGAAUAAUCUUAAUGGUCAUAGCUUUGUUUCCACAAACCAACAUCAUAUUUGUCUUAUUGACUUCACCGUGAAACUAAGAGAAACUUAGUGUUCUGGUGUUUAUUGUUGAUAUCUGUGGUGGGGUUUACUGGGUCCAAGUUGUAAUGGAACGUCUGGUAAUUGCUUUUGUACUGCGUGUCAUCAUCAAUAUGCUACAAUGGAAUUAAAUAUGAUAAAGUUUC
Messenger RNA from Chelmon rostratus (copperband butterflyfish), 4893 nucleotides. RefSeq names its product rho GTPase-activating protein 6-like. Bases 331 to 2634 code for a protein of 767 amino acids. NCBI's taxonomy places the organism in Eukaryota, Metazoa, Chordata, Actinopteri, Chaetodontiformes, Chaetodontidae. The transcript is spliced from 14 exons. The record is from RefSeq and is a predicted model, not a curated record. Gene Ontology annotation, biological process: signal transduction.